Molecule: messenger RNA, 1258 nt
Organism: Vitrella brassicaformis
Lineage: Eukaryota; Vitrellaceae
Source: the annotation of a GenBank genome assembly
GGAAAGCUUCCCCGGAGUGCGCUGGUGCAGCAGUACUUCCGUCAGCAGUAUGCGCUUGUCGAUCAAUUUUUGGGGGUUUUAUUAUACUUCCAACAUCCCCGAGCAAUGGCAGGGCGUUUUCGAUUGCAUCUUCGCUGCCUUUUUCGCCAUCCUUGGUGUGGUGCUCUUCUCUGUCGGCGUCAGUCUGACGACUCGGGCGGCAGCCCUCAACCCUGCCGCUGAUUUCGAAGCCCUCGGCCGAGUGUGCACCAUCACUCACAUAGAGUCUUCGGCAAAGCUUAUCAGGGUCCCUGAAGAUCACACAACGAUGCCGGCGUAUAUGAAGACGCACAGCCUACCUGGUGACCGUGGCAACGUCCGCUGCGACGUGAACUACAAGUACUCUUUCACGGCCGGUGACGGAACAGCAGAAUACACCUCAUGGAUCGAGACGAAGUCACAGUCCGGCCUCUGCCCACCCGCACCGGCGCUCCUGCACCUAGAGACGUUUGAGAGAGGCGAUGUCGUGGACUGCUGGAGAAUUAGAGACGGCAAGGGGAAGGUCGCUGACUCGUACCGAUGUGGCAACAAGCCGCACUGCUACAAGAUCUUCAACCCUGUGCAAGAAAUCAAGGAUCAGAAAUCUGACGGGACGGUGUUUAUGAUAGUGGGGGCAGUGUUUUUUGCAGUGGGCCUUGCAUCUCUGCUCUGCGUUCGUUACUGGGGUUUCUUGCUCCAGCUCGUUACUGGAUGGAUACGGACAGACAGGCGUGACGAUUAACCGAGACGGAUGUGUCGAAUGUGUUGAAUGUGGUGGAAAGGCCAUGCAUGCCUGCAUCCAUCCAUCCAUCAAUCAGAUGGAUCAAUCAGAUGGUGGGCGGGUGCGGCGUGGGGGGCUGGACUGCUCUGGGCUGUCGAUGACGUAGGCUGUGUGUCUUUCUGACCUUUUUUAUGGGAUCUGUAUGGGUGGGCGGUGGGCGGCUGGAUGCAGCGUCCGUGCGUUGGCAAAUGAUCUGAGCUGUAGUCAGUCAGCUUAGCUUUUUGUCUGACCCGAUGGCCAGAUGUGUGAUGGUGCGUGUGCCCUGACUUAAAUCACUUUCCGAUGAAUCAAUGAAAUAAUCGACAAAGGCUCUGUCUACCUGCCAGCCGCCCCCAAUUUGGCCGCCCCUCAUGCGUGCAUCCAAUGCAGGUCUGCUCGCACACACCCCUAUCUCUCACACCGGACACGGUCUGCUUGCGGGGUCUGCACCCGGCUGGGGCCUGCGAAUGUGCGUGACGG